Racocetra fulgida is the source of this 235-nucleotide messenger RNA. NCBI's taxonomy places the organism in Eukaryota, Fungi, Glomeromycota, Glomeromycetes, Diversisporales, Gigasporaceae. The record is from the annotation of a GenBank genome assembly.
AUGAUUAAUAAAAUAGCAUCAUCCACAUCUUUUAAUGAACCUGUUAAUACCAACGUAUCAGUAAUUGAUGCUGCAUUUCCGGGAACACUUCCGCAAUUAAAUGCUAAAUGUGUUGAACUUGCUGUCACGGCAUCGUUAGCAUUAUCAGGAAAUGUUCAACUAGUAUCUUCAUUCGAUCGCAAGCAAUAUUUUUAUCCUGAUUUACCAUCUGGUUAUCAGAUAACUCAACAUUAUG